This is a messenger RNA of Myripristis murdjan (pinecone soldierfish), 3446 nucleotides long. RefSeq names its product kinesin-associated protein 3-like. The transcript has 20 exons. Gene Ontology annotation, cellular component: kinesin II complex; ciliary transition zone; axoneme. The record is from RefSeq and is a predicted model, not a curated record. Bases 223 to 2523 code for a protein of 766 amino acids. Gene Ontology annotation, biological process: cilium organization; microtubule-based movement. Lineage: Eukaryota; Metazoa; Chordata; Actinopteri; Holocentriformes; Holocentridae. Gene Ontology annotation, molecular function: kinesin binding.
UCUGUAAGGUAGCCUUGAUGCAUUCGUUGUCCUUGUGUGGAGCUAACUGCAUGCGGAAAUGUUCUCACAGACGUCUUAACAGUUAAUAUCUUCAUAGCUUAUCAGUAAAUGUAACUACACUAUUGGAAACUAUUUAAGACAGUUUACGAAUCAGAUAGGACCACCUGUCAAGUCGGCUUCUUACCUUCAGCCAAGCAGCGUUUAUGGAGGUGAAAGCUCAAGAUGAAAGUGAAGGCAGGCAGCUUGGAUGUGCACCCCACAGAGAAAGCCCUGGUGGUCCAGUAUGAAGUGGAAGCUGCUGUACUGGGAGAGACUGGAGACCACAUGCUGGGUGAACGCAAGGAGGGACAAAAAAUCAUCCGUGUGAAAAGUCUCUCUCCCAGUACAGAUGUGGUGGCAUUAGCCAGGAAGGUGGUGGAGGAGUGUAAACUCAUCCCUCCGUCUCGUCUCCCUGAGGUGGAGCAGCUGCUCUAUUACCUGCAGAACAGGAAACCCUCCCCAGCCCAGGGCAAAGUGGAGAGAAAGGAGAAAAGAGUAGUGAAGCCUCGAGAGCUAACGCCAUUCGAGGGAAUGGAGUUAAAUGCGGAGGCCAGUAUAACGGGAAUAGAUGACUAUGUGGAGCUGCUAUAUGAAGGCAUCCCAGAGAAGAUCAGGGGUUCAGCUCUCAUCCUGCAACUUGCCCGCAACCCUGACAACCUGGAGGAGCUGCUGCACAAUGAGACAGCUCUAGGUGCUCUUGCCAGGGUUUUGAGGGAGGACUGGAAGCAGAGUGUGGAGCUGGCUACCAUCAUCAUCUACAUCUUCUUCUGCUUCUCCAGUUUCUCCCAGUUUCAUGGAGUGGUGAGUCACUAUAAGAUUGGAGCGUUAUGUAUGAACGUGGUGGAGCAUGAGGUGAAGAGACAUGAUGUGUGGCGGGAGGAGCUGCACAAGAAGAGCAAGGCCUGUGAGUCAGAGCCAGAAAAUGGCUCACUGCGAAGAGACCAGGAAAAAGCCCUCAGGAAGUACCAUGACCUCCUGGCUAAACAGGAGCAGCUGCUGAGAGUGUCUCUGUACCUCUUGCUGAACCUGGCUGAGGACACUCGGACAGAGCUGAAGAUGAGGAAUAAGAACAUCGUGGGUUUGUUGGUCAAGGUCCUUGAACGGGAUGAUGAGGAGCUGCUGGUCCUGGUGGUGUCUUUCCUUAAAAAACUGUCUAUCUUCCUGGAGAACAAAAACGAUAUGGCAGAGGUGGAUACUGUAGAGCAAUUGGCUCGCCUGAUACCAUGUGACCAUGAAGACCUGUUGAACCUGACGCUGCGUCUGUUGCUCAACCUCUCCUUUGACUCUGGACUCAGAGCUAAGAUGGUGGAAGUUGGACUGUUACCCAAACUGACUGCCUUAUUCGGUGAUGAGAACAGCCGUCAUAUAGCCCUGUGCAUCUUGUAUCACAUCAGUGUCGAUGACCGCUUUAAAGCCAUAUUUGCCUACACUGACUGUAUACCUCAGCUGAUGCAGAUGCUGUAUGGGCAUGGUGAAGAGAAGAUAGAUGAUGAGCUCAUCUCCAUCUGCAUCAACCUGGCUGCCAACAAGAGGAAUGCUCAGCUCAUGUGUGAAGGUAAUGGAUUGAAGAUGUUAAUGAAAAGAGCUCUGAAGAUGAAGGAUUGUCUAAUGAUGAAGAUUAUCAGAAACAUCUCACAGCAUGAUGGACCCACCAAACCACUCUUCAUAGACUAUGUUGGUGACUUGGCAGCUCAGAUUAGUGCUGAGGAAGAGGAGGAGUUUGUUCUGGAGUGUCUGGGAACGCUGGCCAACCUGACCAUCCCUGAUUUGGACUGGGAAUUGGUGCUGAAAGAGUACAACUUGGUCCCAUUCCUCAAAGACAGGCUUAAACCAGGCUCGGCAGAAGAUGACCUUAUCCUGGAGGUGGUGAUAAUGAUCGGAACAGUUUCCAUGGAUGAUGCCUGUGCCAUCAUGUUGGCCAAAUCUGGCAUCAUUCCUGCCAUCAUAGAGCUGCUGAAUGCCCAACAGGAGGACGAUGAGUUUGUUUGUCAGAUCGUCUAUGUCUUCUACCAGAUGGUUUUCCAUCAGGCCACGCGAGACGUCAUCAUCAAAGACACCCAGGCUCCCGCCUAUUUGAUCGAUUUGAUGCAUGACAAAAACACUGAGAUCAGGAAGGUCUGCGACAACACACUGGAUAUUAUCGCUGAGUAUGAUGAGGAGUGGGGGAAGAAGAUUCAGUCUGAAAAAUUCCGUUUUCAUAACAACCAGUGGUUGGAGAUGGUGGAGAGUCGCCAAGCUGAUGAGGCUGAACAAUAUCUGUAUGACGACAACAGGACCGACCUGUUCUACAGCGCAGAUGGUAUCACUCCAGCAGACGGUUCAGUCAGCCCUGAUUUCUUCAGUGACCUACAGCCUCAAAACGGAGACUCACAUCAUGUCCGAGAUGGCAGUGAUCUGUUUGACCAGACCAGUUCAUCUCCUGGACGUCCAGCCACUGCCUACGGUUUCCGACCUGACGAACAGCCCUACCAUCAGUACACAUAGACAUAUACACACCCAUCCCUGGGUUGGUAUAAGUUUCAGGACAUGCCCCAGUCCCCAACCUAACACUACCUAAUACUAGCUAAUACACUACCUAAUAGCUAACACUGUAGGUCUACUGCUGUUGCUUAUGAUGUUGACAUCGCAUGACAUUGACAUAGUUUCUCAGAUAGUGGUCAUAAAUGACUAAUAUGUAAUACCUGUCUUCUGUCUGUAUCCUGAACAGGUAGAAAUUUUCCCUCUUAAGGGAUUUUACUUUUUUAGUAGUGCAACUUCAAGUGCAGUAUUUACAUCAGGAUAAAACUUAUCAUAGCAAGGAAAUAGCUGUUUUAGUGGAACAAAUCUGCAGUUGUCACCUUUUUAAAGUACAUGGUAACCUAUAAUAAUCCAAUAAUAAGAACAACAAUAAUAAUGACUUUAUUUGUAUAGCACCUUUCAAAACGAAUUAAAUACAAAUAACAACAGAUAAAACACAAAAUAAUAAAACGGAUAAAAAUUUGAAUAGUUCCAUCAGUGCAGUCAGUUAAGAAAAGGCCAUACGAUAAAAGUGAGUUUUAAGAAGAGAUGUAGGGCCAAUCCCAAUUCACCCCUUAACCCUACCACUUGCCCCUACCCCUCCGUUUUGCGCGUUCACGCAUAGGGGUAGGGAUUUCCCAAUUCUUGUUGAGGCGGAGGGGGAGGGUGGAGUGCUAGGGCUAAAUAGCCCUGCAAAUGGAGUUUUUUUCAGAGGCACACUCCAAAGCGAGUGCUACGAGAAAUCUCCCACACUUCUCACACAAUUAACACAAAAAUCAAUAAAGUCAGCGAUUGUUUGUUUGACAUUACACCACUACACCAGCUGGCUAGCAUGUUGUGUGGCUAACGUUGGGCUAACUACAACUAAGCUGAUUCACCGGCGCUCCCAGUCGUCGAAUUAAACAAUAAGC